Molecule: messenger RNA, 901 nt
Organism: Brassica oleracea var. oleracea
Lineage: Eukaryota; Viridiplantae; Streptophyta; Magnoliopsida; Brassicales; Brassicaceae
Product: putative GEM-like protein 8
Exons: 1
Coding region: 59-715 (218 amino acids)
Source: RefSeq, a predicted model, not a curated record
UCUCAACAUCAAGAUCAAGAUUAAGAUUCAAAAUCAAGAUCACCACUCAUCCUCCAAGAUGACAAUGAGCACACUCCACCAACAAGUUCUUGCACUUCAUGCAGCUAAGACUGCUCCAUCAGGUUACUUUCCUGAUCCAGCUUCCAUCAACAAGCUCCAAAUCCCAACAUUUUCCAAAAAAUCUGAACAAAUCAAGAAAAAAUCUCUUCUGAGAAAGAAGAAAACCGAGAGCUUCACAAACGGAGCUAGAGAUCAAAACAAGUUAGGCCCCAAGCUGACCGAAACAGUCAAGAGAAAGAUAUCUUUGGGAGCUAAGAUCCUUCAAAUGGGAGGCUUAGAGAAGAUUUAUAAACGGCACUUUAGAGUCUACGAUGAAGAGAAACUCUUCAAAGCUUACCAGUGUUACCUAUCCACAACCGCAGGUCCCAUUGCAGGCUUACUCUUCAUCUCAUCAAAGAAGAUUGCUUUCUGCAGCGAGAGAUCGAUCAAAGUGGCUUGUCCACAGGGAGAUCUAACUAGGGUUCACUACAAAGUGUCAAUCCCAUUGUCCAAGAUCAAUGGAGUGAACCAUAGUGUAGACACGAAGAAGCCAUCUCAGAAGUACCUUGAAGUAGUCACUGUGGAUGGCUUUGAGUUCUGGUUCAUGGGUUUCUUGAGCUACAAGAAAGCUUUCAACUGUCUCGAGCAAGCACUUUCUCUGAGCUUGGAUCAAUAACAAAGAGAUAGCCUAGAAAAGUUAGACAAUAUUGUACAAACUAUUUUUUUUAGCUUUAACCUUUUUGUUAUCCAUUGUUGACAAGAGCAAGAGACUGAAUAUAUAUAGCUGAUGUCAUCUGUUUUACUUAUUUCAUACUUCUCUUUGCACCAUAACGUGACCAAAGAAAACAUAAUGACAUGAGUA